CAACGAAAAUGUAAUGUCUUAUUUUCUACCUGAGGUUUAUUUGAUUGAAUAGAAGUUUCGUAAUGCUUAAAUUGUUACGCGUAUGCUUAAAUUGUUACGCGUAUGCUGAUAUAAAUUGGACACGUGACAUCACAGCAACUUUGAGAAAAAAACACUUUAUAUUGGCGUUGUCUCGGGAUGGUUUAACGUCGUAUUAAUGUAAUGUGUCUGUAGCAUAUUAUCUCUCGUCAUUGAAUAUGGGCGGUUGAAGUUAACCACCCUCAUCGAAUAUUAAAAACAAAUAACAAUAAAUAGAUGUAUCCACCAAUCCAAAGAAUAGGCGGGAACUAGACAGCCAGCCGUGCCACUUUGUGAACAACGACUCCCAUUGUUAGGGCGGAGAGACAUGUAUAAGUCUAGUCAGUUUUCCAUAAUCUUUGGUUUGAUGAAAACAUCUCUGGUGGGAAAAUGCAUAUUGUUUUAGGCAGAUGAGGUUAUUCGCAUGAAAAUCUGCCCCAAAUUGGUUGGAAACCUAGCUAUAGACGUGAAACUAGUUAGGGAAUUAAGAAAAUGUAAUGGUAGCUAAGUUAUUCAUAUGAAGAUAAUGAAAGGGUGAUUUCUGUUCGGCUAGUUGAAGAAGUCGGUUAUCUGAUUGACAGCCAGUAGUACGAGCUAAUGAGUAACGUUAGUGUUCUCGGGUUGUUAGGUAGGCAACUGUUGUGGCAAUGAGUUCUAGAGGUAGAGGAACCCAAAAACCAAACGUAUCUGGUACAAAAGGAACUCCACGCAUUGCUAUAUCCAGUUAUAAAAUCGGAUACACCUGGAAUCAGGGUGGAAGACAAGGCGCCGAGAAUAAGGCAACUUGCAUGGAGUUCCUCAAACUAUGGAUACAGAAGACUUUUGGAUGGGUUCAUCCUUACAAUGCCAGGUCUCACAUCACAAGAGUGGGGCUGGAAGGAUGAGUGGUGGACAGCUAGGAGGGAGUUGAGGCUCACAGUCAGGGCAGAGUGCCAUUACAGGUCAGUGUCCGGCUCUACCCUCUACCUGCUGUUCAGCUAUUGGGUGACCAUACAUGCCCAUCAGUACUUACGGAGAAAGUCUGUUUGUGGAAAUUAUAUUAUUUCAAAAAAGCAGUAACAAGAGUUGUUCCUGUAUGCCAGCUGAGAGGCUGUGUGUGGCUUGGGACAGCUGGGAAGUGUACAUGAGGAUGAAACACAGGAUGCAAGAAUCUGCUCUUCAGUUUCAGAAACUCACAGCUCUAUGUUGGGUGUGGACUAUGUGGCAGACUAGGAUGUGGAGGAGGUAUGAUGCAUGUGAUAUGGAGGACCAAGCACUGGGCUCUGUGACUCUACAGACUAAGCUGUUGCUGUGCGAGCCUGGCAACUCUGCUUGGUCCUGAGGUAUUGGAAUGUGUGGAGAAGUGAGAGAGGUGGACAGAGAGCAGGGUGUUGACCAUGUGGUACAAUGCAGCAUACAGCAUAGCGCUGGAGACACUAUCCUACCCCACACACACUGACAGAUGUGAAGUCACACACUAUUGCAAGAACAACAUUAGCAAUACUCACCUUAUGGUUAACUUCAUGUGCCCUCAUCUACCUCAACAUCAUACUUCGGAACAUAUUGCAAGAAGAUUAAGUGAAUUUCCUGAGUUUAUGUGGACUUGUGCAUGCAUGAGUCAGAGAGAUCAGUCAGCAGCAAGUCAACACCGCCAUCUAUUGGUAAAAUGGAGCAAAGCACUUCUGAAUUAUUUCUGCAAUACUCGGUCCAUAGACAAGUUGCUGUACCACAGAGUAUUCCUUAACUUUCUGUCUCUAAUUUGUUCUGUCUGCAGCACGCUGGUCUGAGAAGUCUGGCCCUUAAUAUCGCUCAGAUACUCAUCGACUCAACAAGAACAUCGCUGUCCAGCAUCAUCAUCACCACACUGCAGGCAUUGGAUACUCUGGCAGCAAAGUCUGGAGGAGGCUGAAGAUGGGGUACUUCAGAUGCAGAUGACACACACCCACUACAGGUUGGCAGGCUCCUUUUGGCAAAUUUCAGCGACGCACGAUGUCCAUACACUUUUUUUUUGCUUCCCAGACAACUAGUGUGUUGCGUGUUAGAAGAGUAAUUCUGAAAGUAGUUUCUCUGGCCCGACGUCACUACAGAGCUACUGCUUGGAUCACUGGAGAGAGAAGCUUGUUGAGCACUGACAAAUGCAGGUACACACACACUGAAGUGUAACUGUCAAAAUAAAGGAACCGCCAACAUAAAGCGUCUCAAUAGGGCAUUGGCUCCACCACGAGCCAGAACAGCUUCAAUGCACCAGUUGGUGUUGAUUCUGCAAGUGUCUGGAACUCUAUUGGAGGGAUACGACUAAAAUAAUGGCCUGACAAGCGUUUUUUGUACGUGACCCUAAGCAUGAUGGGAUGUUAAUUGCUGAAUCAACUUAUAACCACACCUGUGUAGAAGCACCUGCUUCCAAUACACUUUGUUUAUCAAGUGGUUCUGUUAUUUUUGGCAGUUACCUGUACAUUACUGUGUGUGGUUGUAGGGUCUGGAGCGUCGUGCUCAGGCCUGGUUUGCGAACCACAUCUUUCCACAGUGUCUGAACUCCUGGGUUGAGUUUACCUGCCAGAGGAAACAGCACAGGGAGAGGCGAGACGACACAAUCCCAUAAUCACAUCCUGUUUCUGAACUAGUGCUGAUCUAGGAUCAGGUCCACCCAGUCCAUGUGAUCUUAUUAAUUAUGAUCUGAAAGGUAAAACUGAUCCUAGAUCAGCACUACUACUAUUAAACUUUUUUUUUUUAAGAGGCCUGGACUACGUUUAUGUAUAUAUAGCUAGCCUUGUGGUGGUGAUGAUGACGUUUGUCUUAAUGUGUGAAACACUCUAACCGUCUGUGGGCAGCGUCAGUACACCUGGGCCUUUUACACCUGGUGGGGACAUUCAGAGGAGAGAAAGGAUCAGAGGCUGGCUGAGAGGAUGGUAAAACAGCUGUCCCGACACACACACACACCAUCACGGUACAGCCAUACACUCAGACAGAGCCCAGCUGUCCUGCCCUUUGGGCCUUGCUGCAUGAAGAGAGGUUGUGUUUAAGCAGAGCCUGGCACCACUGGCAGUGGAGAGCGGGGUAGGAGAAGGAGAAACGGAGAGCCUCUGACAUACUGGACCACCAUACUGUAGUCCACAACACACUGAGCCAGUGGAAGGAUAACGUCACCAUGAUCCGGGACAGGUACUGUACGACUGACUGUAAAAUAUCAGUGAGGAUCAGGAUGAUCUUUUUCUUGAUGUUAUAAUGUACGUUAAUGACCUGCUACUUACGCUGACUGUUGGGGACCAACUGGUUCAGAAAGACGUAGACUGGUGUGUGUUCUUAACAGGAUUUGAUUAGACCCUUUUGAGAUUUUGGUUAGUCCUUCAAGUGUGUUUAAAAAAAAAAUGUAUCUCUUAAGGCGAAACCGAGAGGCGCAGGCAGGUCGACAUGGGGAUGUGUCUUGUGUGCGACGCACCCUGAGUGGCUGGAGUGAGGUACAGCAUCUUACCAUAUACAGUAUAGUUUACCAUUAGCCUUCCUCUGUUUGGUUUCUCCAGUGUAAUCCUACAUUAUUUGAUGUCAGUGUGUCCAGCACAGAGGAGAGAAGAACAGCAGGCUGGAUCAGUUUGUCUUCAUGGCAUGAGUCAGACUUCUCAAACACACCUUACAGGCCUGGAAGGCACAACAGAGCUCACAUCCUAUACAUCACGGACGGGCUAUAUAUAUAUAUAUAUAUUUUUUUUUCUCUUUCUUUCAGAAUUCCGGGUCUGAAUUUUUGACAGUUAGAAUAGUAGAAUACACAAGGUGCAGCUUCGAAAUUUGGUUGUGCAUCAUCACUUUAUCUUCUGUCACUCAAUUAGCCCAUGUCAACUAAAAUGUAUUAGAUUGAUAAGUUAGUUUAGCGGCGUGCUGUCCAAACUUGUAUUUAUCAUGGUAGAACUACCAACCAGUGGGGCCCCCGUUGAUUUUGGGAGUCACCCACUCGUAUAUCAUAUUAAAAACUGCUAACAUUUCUCUCUGCCCCAUGUCAAAAUCUGUAGCAUUGCAGGAAAUUAACUUUAAAACUUAAACAACAACAAAAAAUUGCUCCUCUGUCAAGACAGGGGGGCCCUGCCAAAAGGCUAGGACAGGCUCUGACUGCAUGUGUGGGUAUGCAUGUGCGUAUGCACCUCUCAAAGUUGCCCAUCCCUAUUUAUACGUUAACUGUUCUGAAUGUUGUUAGUUAACACUUCUAUUGUUCAUUCAUUUGGUCAUCAUGUGUCGUCUGACCUGACUGAUGCUCCUUGCAGAAUAGGCUCCACCCUGCCUUGUUUGUUUGUGUCCGAGGGGACGUGCUGUAAUCUCUGCCUAUGAUCCCCUGUGGUGGCAUCACCUCCAGACAGAGCAGGUCGAUGAGCUUGUCGAGGAGCGCUACAGCCUGCAUCAGCAUGACUUCCUCCAGCAUCAACCCAAAUGGAUCCACCGUCUCUUACUUGGAAUGUUGAUUUUGGUCAUCUUUCUGACUGACACUUGUAUUACUUUCUUCCCAGGAGGGUUCUGCGUGUGUGGAAGGAGACUGCAGCAGCCAGGAGCAGUGAGAAGAGGGCAGAGAACCACUACCGGCACUGUUCAGGCUAAGGUGCUGUUGGCAUGGAGGAAAGCCACAUCCUGUGUCAAACCGUCACCGGCAGUGAGCAUGGCUCCGAGUCGCAUGGAUAAAGUGAGGCAGCGGUGGACUUUCAGGACAUGGUGGGAGCGAAGCAGAGCUGUUGUGGAGGAGAGAACCAAAAGGCACCACCACCACUCUUCUUUGCAGUAUGUUCAGAUUGGGGACUAUGUACCGGCAGCAUCAGCAGAGCUAUAAGGUGAUGCAAGAAACGGGACACUCAAUGUUGAGACGGGCCGCCCCCAGGUGGUAAGGGGAGCUGCAGCACAGAAGGGGAGAGAGGCUGAGCAGACAGAACUGGCCCUCUGGCAUUGGUCCCUCAGUCUGCAGGCCAAGGUGCUGGAGGCUAUGGGUCGCGGAGCAGCACCGGAAGCAGGAGAGGCUGGCCCAGGCUUCCCAGUUCUAUAGAGACCAGCUUCUGAGGAAAGGGGUGGCCCACGCCGCUCACAUGGGCAGCUUCUGCACCAACAUAGCACUUCACAGCCAGGAGCAGAGUUCUUCGGUGUCUCCAGGGGUGGUGUUGCAGUGGAAACAGACAGCAGUAAGAAGAUGCGCUGGUGCACGGUGUCUGAGCAGGAGCAGAAGAAGUGUGCUGAGCUGGCCAAGGCCCUGGUGGCAGUGUUGCCUCCUGCUGCUGUGGCAGCAUUCGCAAGGCUCUCCUGUGUCCUUGCCUACAGCACCACCGACUGCAUCAACAAGAUCAGGGCUAACCGUGCUGACAUAGUAACAUUGGAUGCAGGGGAAGUCUACACUGCAGUGAAGCAGUUUGGCCUCACUGCCAUUGCCAAGGAGAUCUACAGUGAUGGAGGCUGUAUUCUGUCGGUGGCGGUGGUGAGAAACCGCACCCUGGACGUGCGCUCCCUGCGGGGCCAGAGAAGCUGUCAUACUGGGGCCCGCUGGACGGCAGGCUGGAGUCUACCCUUGGGCUUCCUGCUGUCCCGCAACUACCUGACCUGGGCAGAGGAGCAGCCACUCAGUCAGGCGGUCAGUGCCUUCUUCAAUGCCAGUUGUGUUCCUGGGGCGGCUGCCAUAGCACCCAUCCUGUGUACCCUGUGUCAGGGUCAGAAGUCCUACAUCGCCCAGCGCAACUUCCACUGUGAGACGGCACAUGGCGAACCUUUCUACAACAGCCAGGGGGCGCUCAGGUGUCUCAAGACUGGGGCAGGGGAUGUUGCUUUUGUGGACCAUACAGCCCUGGAGGCUAUUGAAGAGAGUGAGCGGGAGGAUUACCAACUGCUGUGUACUGAUGGUACCCGUGCGCCACUAAGCCACUAUGGGAGCUGCAACCUGGGAAGGGGACCAGGACAGGGCAUGGUCACUCGACUCAGUGUUCGUAAGAUCGCACGCAAGUUCCUGGCGGCAGCACAGAUGGCGUUUGGCCGGCGGGGUCGAGAGAGGCAACGUUUCCAGCUCUUUAACUCUGCUCCGUUCGGCGCCGCUGAUCUGCUCUUCAAGGAUGUCACAGAGAAGCUGUCCAUUCUAGAGGAUAACAAGGACAUCAGUCAGGUGCUGGGGCUGGACUAUGUGGCUCUCCUCAAAGGCCUUGGACAUGAAGGAAGCUCAUUGGAGGACAGUGUUGUGCGUUGGUGCUGCAUUAGCUAUGCAGAACAGAAGAAAUGUGAGCAGUGGGCUCUCAGCAUUAAGUCAGACCCAUUGGUGUGUGUUAGAGCCAUCUCCAUGAGCGACUGUGUCGAGAAGAUUAAGAGAGAUGAGGUGGAUGCGGUCUCGCUGGACGCCACACACGCAUUCAUCGCUGGGAAAUGUGGCCUUGUCCCCGUGGUAACAGAGUAUUAUGGGAAGACGUGCGUACCGGCUGAGGGAGGAGCUGAAAAAGCUGGCCAUUUAGAGACGGAUGUGUUGCCGUCCGUCGUUGGUGUGGCGGUCGUGAAGCGCUCCACCAGGGGUGUGUUCUUUGGGAACUUUGGGGGCAGGCGCUCCUGCCACGGCCACAUGUACAGCCCUGCAGGCUGGCUUCUGCCCUUUAGACACACCCUCAGCCUGGAACACAACAACACCUCUCCCUGCGAACCAAACCAAGUGUACAACGAGGUGUUCUGGAAGGGCUGUCUCCCUGGUUCUCAGGGAAACCUCUGUAAAGUGUGUAUGGGGGGCACUGGGGAGGCUGCCACCAAACGCUGUGCAGACAACCACAAUGAGCGUUACUACGGCAACAUGGGGGCUUUGAGGUGCCUGGUAGGAGAUGCCAGUGGGAAGAGCUAUGGAGAUGUGGCCUUUGUUGAGCAGCACAAUCUAGAGAGCAACAUCCUCAGUCUGAGCCCCAGUGGGUGGUCGGAUGGGUGGCUGUCCUGGGACUUUGAGCUUUUGUGUGGGGAUGGCCGGCGGGAACCUUUAUCUGAAUGGGAGAACUGUAACCUAGGAGCCAUCCCACCCAACAUCAUCAUGACAAGACCUGUGCUCACUUCUCGCGUCUACGACUUCCUCAUGAAGUCACGGGAGACUCUGGCAUCCAACCCAGACACAGAAUUCCGUCUGUUUCAGUCCCAGCAGUAUGGAGAGAGUGAUCUGCUGUUUAAAGACUCCACUCAGUGCCUCAUCCACACCAGUCACCUGGACUACCGCACCAUACUUGGAGAUGAGUUCUACAGACUUGCAGAGACUGUCUUCAACUGCACACACUCAGACAUCUUGGAAUUUUGCAAUCAGGACGUGUGCAGCAUAUUUUGAGCAACAGAAAGAGGAGAAAUCACAUGUUUCACAUUGACCUAUUGUGGAGGACCUAACCAAAAUGCCAAAAUGUUUGCCAAAAUGUAAUAUUGUUUCUUGCUUCUUGUAAUUCCUCAGUCCACACCCACCUGAAUGUUAAAAAUAUAUAUAGAAUUGUCAGAUACA
This is a messenger RNA of Oncorhynchus gorbuscha (pink salmon), 7492 nucleotides long. RefSeq names its product saxiphilin (gene sxph). Lineage: Eukaryota; Metazoa; Chordata; Actinopteri; Salmoniformes; Salmonidae. The transcript is spliced from 28 exons. Gene Ontology annotation, cellular component: early endosome; plasma membrane; recycling endosome. Gene Ontology annotation, biological process: iron ion transport. The record is from RefSeq and is a predicted model, not a curated record. The coding region runs from base 5192 to 7327 and encodes 711 amino acids.